UCUUUGCAUAAACAUUUGGAUGUGACAACAAAAGAAGUCACCGAACAAGAGUUUGCGGUUUUUGCCGCAUUGGAUUUUGAACUUUAUUUGCCUACUUCUGAAUUUAUGCCUCAUUUUGAAAGAAUUUUUACAACUUUGG
Racocetra fulgida is the source of this 139-nucleotide messenger RNA. The record is from the annotation of a GenBank genome assembly. Lineage: Eukaryota; Fungi; Glomeromycota; Glomeromycetes; Diversisporales; Gigasporaceae.